Cadophora gregata is the source of this 666-nucleotide messenger RNA. RefSeq lists its product as uncharacterized. NCBI's taxonomy places the organism in Eukaryota, Fungi, Ascomycota, Leotiomycetes, Helotiales, Ploettnerulaceae. Bases 1 to 666 code for a protein of 221 amino acids. The record is from RefSeq and is a predicted model, not a curated record. The transcript has a single exon.
AUGAAUACUCCACACUUUCGCCAGCCUUGGCGACGACAGAACUCAGUUCCGAACCACACACGAAACCGAAACUGCAAACAAAAAUUUGCAGAAAAGCCUUAUAAUGGAAAUUCCCAGAACACCUCCCAGUCACAAGACAGUACAAAGCCCCUGAAAAUUAUCACACAUCCAAAAGCCAGUAAAGACAUUGCCUACAAGAAGCUCUGGGCUUGGGACGACUACGACCGACGAGAUCGCAGUAAGAAAGGCAAAUUUGUAUGCUUCAAAUGUCUAGGAUACCUAAAUCCACGAGACAAAUUCUGCUCAGACUGCUGGUCAGACAACGACUGGAUUUUUACAUGGCUUAAAAGUCUGAAGCCGCCUUAUGAAGAGAUGAAGGAGUGCGCGGAUGCCGAAGGAAGUCAAAGUUCAGUCGAUUCUAGGGUAGCUUCUGAAGACUCGGAAAAUGUGGGGGAUGGACUUGUCAUCACUACCAGAGAAGAGUUGGAAGACUCUGAAGAUGGAAAUUACGAUAGUAUUUCGCAACGGUAUGGCAAUAAUAGAGAUCAAAUCAUGAUCUCGGAGUAUCGGAGGAAGAGAGCGGUAUGGAGACAUGUUCCCAUUGUCGUCAACCUUCCUAAAGAGGCUCCGCGUGGAUGGUCAGCUAUUGAAUGCGGAAUGUAUUGA